Pistacia vera is the source of this 3295-nucleotide messenger RNA. RefSeq names its product pentatricopeptide repeat-containing protein At1g76280. Gene Ontology annotation, molecular function: protein binding. The record is from RefSeq and is a predicted model, not a curated record. NCBI's taxonomy places the organism in Eukaryota, Viridiplantae, Streptophyta, Magnoliopsida, Sapindales, Anacardiaceae.
GCAGCGAAGAAUUUAUCUGAAACGAAGAACUUCGUCUAUUGGCAAUUUGGCAUUGUAGAGAGGAGAGAAUAUGACCCUAAUCGUUCUUCAGUACGAUGGAUCGAGAGGGUGCAGUUACGCCGCCAGAGGAAAUGCAGCACGAUAGAAGAGUUCGCUCUGCCGCGUAAGAUCCUCGAAACUACCACGACCACCAUCCGCGGCCUAUUUUCGUUAUCUUCCCUGCCGAAAAUAUCGAAACCCUAAACAGAACAUCAGUGUUCAUCUGGUCGCGAUUUGCAUCUUAAACAAACCAUUAUCAUUAUAGGAUACAUGUAUAUAACAUAAAGUUCCAUCUAUGUGGUUACCGCACCGAGAGCAAGUUGAUUAAUUAAAGAACGGAGUAGCUCGUAACGGAACGGAAUUAUUUGCACGUCUCUGUUGUGAAUCUUGUGACCGCACGAGCUCAAAUUCAUUUAUAAGGAAGUGCAAAAAGCAUGCGUAGAUCGCUAUGGAGGAUUCCUUAUCGGUCAAUUGCUGACACUUUAUGUAAAUCAAAGUUACACGAACAUGGACCAAGAAAUGUUGCUCCUAAACUGGAGUUAUCUACUCUUACGGCCUCGGGUCAUGGAAAAAAUUCGACCACAAUGUCUAUGCAGAUGCAAAUUGUCCAUGCGCUCCGCACAGGUGAGAGAAGCAGAGCUUCCUAUCUACUUUCAGAUCUUGUCCGUGGAAAUCACUUGCUAGGUGCUGCUGAUUUCAUUCAUAUUCUUCAGUACUGUGCAAGAUCACCGGAUCCUCUGUUUGUCAUGGAGACCUGGAGAAUGACGGAAGAAAAAGAGAUUGGCCUGAAUAACACAUGCUACCUGCUCAUGAUACGAGCUCUUUGUAAAGGGGGUUACUUGGAGGAGGCAUUUAAUUUGAUUAAUUUUCUUGGAAAAAGUCAUGGCAUGUUUCCUAUUCUUCCCAUGUACAAUUGUUUCUUGGGGGCUUGUGCAAAAAUGCAAAGUAUGAUUCAUGCGAAUCUAUGUUUGGAGUUGAUGGAGACCCAAAUGGUGGGCAAGAAUGAAAUUACAUAUACAGAACUUCUCAAGCUUGCAGUUUGGCAGCUAAAUCUGCCCGCAGUCCAUGAAAUUUGGAAGCACUAUAUUAAACACUACAGUCUCAGCAUAUUUUCUCUCCGGAAAUUUAUUUGGUCCUUUACAAGGUUGAAAGAUUUAAACUCUGCAUAUGAAACAUUACAACACAUGGUAGCUUUAGCCAUGAAGGGAAGGCUUUACGUUAACAGGACUUCUGAAGGAAAACUGUCUUCUUCUAGAUUGGACAUCCCUAUUCCUUCAAAUGUCCCGUUGAGCUCACAGAAAGUUGACUUGGAGAAGUAUGACAAUGUUUUUGCUUUGAAAAUAGACACUGAUACCAGAAACAAUGAGCAAUCCAUUAAAUUUAAUAGGGGAAUCAGUGAAGCUGGAAGUGUUAAAUUAGGUAUGAUGAAUAAAUUUGAAACCAUGCCUGUUAUGAAGGUUUUGAGAUGGUCUUUCAAUGAUGUAAUGCACGCUUGUGCACAAACUCAGAAUAGUGGACUAGCGGAGCAGUUAAUGUUGCAGAUGCAAAAUCUUGGGUUGCAACCAUCAAGCUGUACAUAUGAUGGCUUUAUUAGAGCUAUUGUUUCUAAAAGAGGUAUAAGCAAUGGCAUGGAAGUGUUGGAGAUAAUGCAGCACGAGAAUUUGAAGCCAAAUGAUUCAACUCUUGCAACCCUUUCAAUUGAAUGCAGCAAAGCUUUAGAACUUAACUUAGCUGAGGCUCUACUGGAUCAAAUUUCUGAAUUUAAGUAUCCUCAUCCUUUCAAUGCUUUUCUUGCCGGAUGUGACACCAUGGACCAACCUGAGCGUGCCGUUACAAUGUUGGCUAAAAUGAAGCAAUCAAAAGUCCGGCCAGAUAUAAUGACGUAUGAGCUACUGUUUUCAUUAUUUGGUACUGUGAAUGCUCCAUAUGAAGAGGGCAAUAUGUUGUCACAGGCAGACUGUGUGAAAAGGAUAAAGGCCAUAGAAAUGGAUAUGGCAAGGAACGGUGUUCAGCACAGUCAUUUAUCAAUGAGGAACUUGCUUAAAGCCCUUGGAGCAGAGGGAAUGAUGAGAGAGCUGAUCCAAUUUGCAUUGGCAGAGAGCCUUUUCAGUCAGAGUAACACUUAUAUGGCAACACCCAUCUAUAAUACAGUGUUGCAUUCACUUGUUGAAGCUAAGGAAAGUCACACAGCAAUAGAACUAUUUAAAAGUAUGAAAUAUUGUAGUUUCCCGCCAAAUGCCGCAACUUACCAUAUAAUGAUAGAUUGUUGUAGCACUAUAAGAUGCUUCAAAUCAGCAUGUGCACUAGUUUCCAUGAUGUUGCGUGAUGGAUACAAUUUGGGGACAGUGACAUAUACUGCUUUAAUAAAGAUCCUGUUGGAGCAUGAAGAUUUUGAUGAAGCAUUAAAUCUGUACGAUCAAAUGAGAUCAGAAGGCAUUCAACUUGAUCUUCUGUUGUACAAUACCAUUCUUCAAAAAGCAAAUAGAAAGGAAAGGAUCGAUGUAAUUGAAUAUAUUAUUGAGCAGAUGCGCCAAAAUAGAGUACAGCCUGAUCCGUCAACCUGCCAUUAUGUGUUUUCUGCAUAUGUAGAAUGUGGUUUCCACAGCACGGCUGUAGAAGCAUUGCAGGUCCUGAGCAUGCGAAUGCUUUGUGAAGAAGGUAACACUCCACAAGAAAAGAGGAUGGAAUUUGAGGAUCUCAUACUUGCUGAAGAUUUAGAAGCUGAGUCACGAAUACUUAAGAUUUUUAAGGAUUCUGACGAGAAGAUUGCCACUGCUCUUUUGCAAUUAAGAUGGUGCGCUAUACUUGGGUUUCCAAUUUCUUGGUCAACUGAUCAAAGUUCAUGGAGCAGUCGACUCUCAACUAACUACGAUAGUAGAAAAAACACUACUUGACGGAUUAAUGAUGAUAUGAAUUUUCCUAUCAAAUUCAAUAUCGGAAGCUGCCCAAAAGGGCUAUGCGAUUUUGAUUAAACAGGCGAUUGCAAGUUUCAGAAAUGGCUGAGAGUUGCCCAAAAAGAGAUGUUAGAGCUCACGGGUUGCUGUGCUAUUUAUGAAACAGAUGUUUCCAAUAAGUUACCUCUGCAUCAAGCGAUUUUAGGUUGUAUAACAGUAGAAUAACCUCAUUUUGAUCGGAGCUGACCGGCUGUUUACACUGUACAUUUGAAGAGCAGUUUACAGAAAUCCUGUUACACUUAUUUUUGUUCUAUUGAUAAAAUUCUUUUUCAAUAAUAUUGGUUACAGUUUUAAACCAAAUG